AUGUUCAGGAAAUUGAACAUGAUCUGGGUGGACACCGUGGCGCCGCCCUUGGCUUGUCCCAUGAUCUGCAACUUGGACGACCGACUCGAAACCUUCAAACUUGGGAUACAGGGCAAUGAUUUGCAAUGCUUGGCCGCGGCGGCAUUCCGCCUGGACUUCACGAUCGUGCUGCCCGCGUGGCCGCUCACAUUGAUCAUGCUGCUCUGGCCAAAUACCAGCGCAGAACUUAAUCGAACCACUGGUCCUCGCCAGGCCACGCUCAGGAAUACGAGCAGCCCCGACAUGCACACGAGCGCCACCGACGUGACGCCAACACAAGAGACCAUUGGAUAA
Prorocentrum cordatum is the source of this 333-nucleotide messenger RNA. NCBI's taxonomy places the organism in Eukaryota, Dinophyceae, Prorocentrales, Prorocentraceae. The record is from the annotation of a GenBank genome assembly.